Helianthus annuus (common sunflower) is the source of this 814-nucleotide messenger RNA. RefSeq names its product serine carboxypeptidase 3-like. Gene Ontology annotation, biological process: proteolysis. The transcript is spliced from 6 exons. The record is from RefSeq and is a predicted model, not a curated record. Bases 35 to 814 code for a protein of 259 amino acids. NCBI's taxonomy places the organism in Eukaryota, Viridiplantae, Streptophyta, Magnoliopsida, Asterales, Asteraceae. Gene Ontology annotation, molecular function: serine-type carboxypeptidase activity.
UAAGUUUUCCGGCGAAACCCUGGGUGGACCACCAAUGAUGAAACAUUAUUCCGCUCAAGCAAACCCAAAACCUCCACUACUUCCUUUAACUUCCCCUCCUUGCACAACACAUCAAACUCCUCAAUCGUCACGCCGUCUUCGUCCGGUUGAGUACAAUUCAUCCCAUUACUCUGAAAUGAACCUGCUGGUAGAAGUAGAUCAACCAGGAAAUCAACUCAACAAUUACAUUACAAAACUAAAUAUAAUUAUAUCCCAAAAAGCAGCCUCGAUUCAACAACUCCAAUUUCGUUCGAUUUUAAAUUUCGUUCGAUGUGGUGCAACAGUUUCAGACAUGUGUCAACCUGCUUAUAGCUUUUGCCAGCAAAUUUUUGAGGAUAUACUAUCUUUAACAGACAACGUAAAUUACUAUGAUAUAAGGAAGAAAUGUGAUAGGGAGCUUUCUAUGCUUAAUGAUUGGAUGAGAAAUCUUGAAGUUGAGAUUCCAGCACUUUUGGAAGACAAGAUUCAAUUGCUUGUGUAUGCAGGAGAAUAUGAUCUUAUUCGCAACUGGCUUGGGAAUUCGAGAUGGGUGCAUGCCAUGUCAUGGUCUGAUCAGAAAGAUUUUAUUUCAGCUUCAAAUGUUUCGUUUAUAGUCGACGGAAAAGAAGCUGGCAUUUUAAAAAAUCAUGGGCCUUUGACUUUUAUUAAGGUUCAUAACCCUGGACACAUGGUCCCUAUGGAUCAACCAAUGGCUGCAUUAAAGAUGUUGGAGUUGUGGACCACAGGGAAGCUACUUCCACCCAACAAGGGUGUUGGUGCGGGUGCACCUGUUUGA